AAUCUCUUUCCUGUUUUUCUCUGUUAGCUGAAUGUUGACCUAGAAAGGGAAGAGGGCGAAGACGGCAUGGAUGCUUUUGAAGACAGCAACUCCAGUCCUUCGGGCACCCUCCGAAAUUACCCAUUGACCUGCAAGGUUGUUUAUUCGUACAAGGCUUCGCAGCCGGACGAAUUAACCAUUGAGGAACACGAGGUCUUGGAAGUGAUCGAAGAUGGGGAUAUGGAAGACUGGGUAAAGGCCCGGAAUAAGUCAGGCCACGUGGGCUACGUGCCGGAGAAAUAUUUGCAGUUCCCGACCUCCAACAGCCUCCUGAGCAUGUUGCAGUCCCUGGCAGCGUUAGACAGCCGGUCUCACACAUCCAGCAAUUCUGCCGAAGCCGAUCUCGUUUCAGGAAGCCUUAAUGGGGACUCCAGCGUCUGUUUUGUAAAAGCACUUUACGAUUACGAGGGUCAGACGGACGAUGAGCUUUCCUUUCCGGAAGGUGCCAUCAUCCGCAUCCUGAACAAAGAAAACCAGGAUGACGACGGAUUCUGGGAAGGAGAAUUCAACGGCCACGUCGGGGUUUUCCCUUCCGUCCUGGUCGAAGAACUGACCGCUUCUGAAAACGGAGAGGUUGCCUGUAUCGCUGAAGUUCAGGUCUUUCCAUCGGCAAAGUCCCAAAACUCCCUGGCGCCGUUGCCCCUCUACGACCAGCCCCCCGUCAGCCCUUUCCCCAGCCCCGAUAAAAGAGGAGCUCAGGGCUUCUCGCGGUCUCCCUCGGCAAACGUUUCAGUUUCAGAAAACAACUUCCCGUCAAAUUCUCCUGGAUUUUCCCAACCACCCCGACAGCUUCCUGAAAGCACUUCCUACGGCAAACUCAGACCUGUAAGUUUUAAGCUGGGCCUCAGAGCGAUAGACAUGAAGUGGGGGGGGGGGGGGGGGCUUGUUCCUGCGUCUUAGUUACAGCUUCGGCAUGCUUGCUCCAGGCACAAACCGGGUUAGAACCGGGCUUAAUUUCACCUGCUAAAUUACAUGGCCACUGGAUGUGAAUCCAUUUUGCCCAACAAUUGGCAUGUUGCAUGAAACAAACAAAACGUUUAAAAAGUUACGACAUCCAUGUCGUGACUUGCCAAGCACAAAUUACAAAAUUACAGGUAGUCCUCUACUUACGGAGACAAUUGAGCCCCAA
Messenger RNA from Notechis scutatus (mainland tiger snake), 1168 nucleotides. The record is from RefSeq and is a predicted model, not a curated record. NCBI's taxonomy places the organism in Eukaryota, Metazoa, Chordata, Lepidosauria, Squamata, Elapidae.